Molecule: messenger RNA, 25759 nt
Organism: Coregonus sp. 'balchen'
Lineage: Eukaryota; Metazoa; Chordata; Actinopteri; Salmoniformes; Salmonidae
Source: the annotation of a GenBank genome assembly
AUGUUGCGUGUUGUGGUAGAAUCUGCUAAAGGUCUGCCUAAAAGUAAACUUGGAAGUACUCCAGAUCCCGUAGCAUCUAUUAUUUUUAAAGGUAAGGAAGUGCACUUACUUUUUAUUUCCCAACGAUUAUCUUUCUGUAUCUUGAUCCACAACUCUGAUGGGCUACUUUAUUGUAUCUCCAUCACGUUACAGAAAAGGCUGUACAGAAAUGUCAUAAUAACGUGUUCAUUAAUUGAGAAAAAACACAGGUUGUCAGAUGCAGAAUGAUGAUGGUGUAACCUAUUGAUUGGUUGAAUCAGGAUGUAUUCCUUUGAAGUAGGCAAUAACUUUUCAUUGGACCUAAAUUGAUGAGUGUAUCAAUUCAAUAUUACCCGAGUUAUCAUAUUGACUGCAUUGACAUCCACUCUACCCUGUAAAUUAGAAGUUGCUAAGAAUUUAAUGAAUUCUUAGCAACUGUAAAAGGUGACUGAAAUAAGUGAAAAAGUCAACAAUUUUUACUUUCAGAUGAAAAAAAGAAAACCAAAACAAUUGACAGUGAAGUCAACCCAGUUUGGAAUGAAGUAAGUACUUUGUUAUCUGUUCAGACUAUUUGUCCUUGGGAAAGUUGUAUUACCAAAAGAAGACUAGAUACACUUGAAAUAGCUACAACCCUGAUAGUGUGGGUGUGAUAUUGUAGGCGUCUGUAUAAUACUGGCAUUCUCUAAUAGGCUUAAUAAUAUAAUUUGUGUCAUGUGUACCUCAAGGCCUUGGCGGUGGCAGUGCCACUGAUUGAUAAUUAAGAAAUGUCAUGUUUGAUUACAGGUCCUUGAGUUUGAUUUGAAGGGUUCUGUGCUUGAUUCCUCAUCUUACAUUGAUGUGAUUGUGAAAGACUACGAAACUAUUGGAAAAGAUAAGUAAGUGGCCCAGACAUACACUUCAUCCUAACACACCAGCAUUAAUAGGGGUAUUUAGGAGAGCGAGAAACCCAGUUUGCCUCACCUCAUUUAAACAGAGCAGAGACGUCCUCUAAAUGAAGUUGCACAGAGCUGUCUAGUCUGCAGUGUGAUUACAAGAGGUGGCAGGACUUCUUACAAAAUCUCUGACUUAAUCGGUUCAAUGUUGCUGAAGGUGGUCAUUAGAUUAAACCAACCUCCUGCAAAUUAACCCCAAAGGGAAAGAGUCAACUGCAGUAUCGAAACGGUUUCAGAGUUAAAUAACAAGGCUUUUACUGAGAGUAGUGCAAUGGAUUCUAGGGAUAAUGUUCAUGGGAAAGUAAGUUAGCAUAACCACUCUUUCAGGAGACCACAUUGUUGGCUUAAAAUGUAACUCCCACACCCUACUUGCCAUGCUCAGACUUGCAUGCAGUGAGUGGGAGAGGUGAUCCGCCUUAGGCAACAAUAAAUACCUGUUUGUUCUGUUGGGAUGAGUUUAUGGCACUUCUUGACAGGGAAAAUAUUGUAUUCAGUGAGGACGAAGAAGUCGUGAGAACUCAGGCCACUAUAAUAUGUAAAUAAUAAAUAAUAAUAUGCCAUUUAGCAGAUGCUUUUAUCCAAAACGACUUACAGUCAUGUGUGCAUACAUUUUUACGUAUGGGUGGUCCCGGGGAUCGAACCCACUACCCUGGCGUUACAAGCGCCAUGCUCUACCAAUUGAGCUACAGAGGACCACAUUGAGCUACAGAGGACCACAUGUAUAGAGACCAAAGUUUACAUGUUGUGUAUUUUCCAUUCACAGAGGGAAAGACAUAUAUGGUAACAAUCUGGAAACAUAACCACAGAAAAAGUUUCCAAGGUUUUGCAAGUUAAAUGACGUAAAUGUAAAAUGUAAAUGUUAAAAUCGUCAAAGCCUUGUAUGUUAUGAAGGCAACACAUAUACGUUACAGAAUGUCCAGGUUUUAGUGAGAUAAAUUCAGUAAAAUGAUCAUGUCUGUGAAUCUACCUGUCUGUGGUCCUCUGUAGCUCAGUUGGUAGAGCAUGGCGCUUGCUACGCCAGGAUAGUGGGUUUGAUUCCUUGGACCACCCAUACUUAAAAUAUGUGCAUGCAUGACUGUAAGUUGCUUUGGAUAAAAGUGUCUGCUAAGUAUUAUAAUUGUAUGUAUGUAAUGCAGCUUAGCUACAUUCUGCAACUCAGCAUAGUUGAAAUCGGGGGUAUGAUUUUCAAGUUUUGUCAGGUAUAUGCAUGCAUCAGUGCAGGCCAUAUGAUGUGUGUAAAGCUUUCCAUUGAGUUAGCCUAGUCUGACACACUCUGAUGAUGUGGUGGAGUGUAGGGACUCCUCUCUCACAUAGUUUUACAGGGUCUGUUAUGGUACUUUGUAACCCUAGCAACUUCGGAGAGAAACGUUUAACCUUGUGGUUCUGGAUUUAUUAGAUUUGGGCAGGAAUUCCUCAAAUGAUCCCAAAAAAGAUAUGCUAGUUUAACAGAGUCACACAAAUAAGACAUUUUUGUCAAAGAUGCUGACUUUAUGGUUGGUCAAUGUCAUUAUGUGUUGACAUACCUGAAUACUCAUGCUAUGUAACAGGGCAGCAUAAAUUACAUGGCUACGACAAGGAAAUGUCUACUGUGGUUGACAUAGGAAGGCUGCUGGCAAACAUUAUGGUCAGUGGGUGGAAUGACUCCACACUUUGGUAAAAGCAGAUCGGGUUCUGUCGGCACACCUGUCUGCAUUUAAUGACCUGAAAAUGUCAGGCUGACGGACAUACACCAGUUAACAUGGAAUGCAAGGAGGAAGGAAAAUAAUGUUAUGAGAGGCUGACAUUGUAAUCCUAGACAAUAAUUACAUCCCAGAGCGUUUCGCCAUAGUGGUCUGUUACUAACUGCGUUACCCUAGCAACAGACAAGAACCAACAUAUUCUACAGAUGGCAAUGCUCACUGACUCACUAACCCCUCCCUAUUGGCCACAAAUAUUUUUUGGACUGAAGGUAUUGCAGGGAUGAUUGUUUUGUUAAUAUCACAGAAAUGUUACUAUUGUCACAAGGAAAGGGCAGAACAUCCUCUGAAUUAUUAUCCUGCACUCUCCAUAUAAUUCAUGUUUCAGCCUCCCAGAGGUAGAAGAGAUGUCUGAACACUGCCUGGGGAAUGUAAUAUUCCCAAUGAGCAGAGUGACCAGUAGAGAUAAAUUGUAAAGUAAAACAAAUGAGAAAUUACAUUAUUAACACUAGCCACCUGGAUCUGUAUGAACAUUAUUCAUGAUUGGAGGGUAAAGAUUAAAAUCCUUGGAAAAGUUGUAACAUUACAUUUGACAUUUUAGUCAUUUAGCAGACGCUCUUAUCCAGAGCGACAUACAGGCGCAAUUAGGGUUAAGUGCCUUGCUCAAGGGCACAUUGAGAAAAUGUUCACCUAGUCGGCACGGGGAAUCAAACCAGAAACCUUUCAGUUACUAGCUUAACGCUCUUAACCACUAAGCUACCUGCCACCCAACAUCGUUUGUGCAUACAGUACAUAGGUGAUGUGGGAAGGCAAGUUAGAUCAAACUAUCAAACUUCAGAUUGUGCUGGUGGGAGGAGCUAUAGGAGGGCGGGGUUAUUGUAAUGGCUGGAGUGGAAUGAAUGGAAUAGAGUCAAACAUGUGGUUUCCAUUGUUUGAUACCGUUCCACUGAUUCCAGUCCAGUCUUUACAACGAGCCCUUCCUCCUAUAGCUCCUUCCACCAGCCCAAUCUGGAGAGCAAAGCUUACUAGUAAAUAUUUUGAUAUACCUUGAUGAAAUCUCUAUUUGAUUGCUCCUGUGUGAUGCCAGGUUCCUGUUCUUUGUGGGUGUGUUUGACUGGGUGUGUUUGUUAACUUUGGGAGGAGGCCACCCCAAUGCCUUUUCUCAUGGUGACAUCACUGAGCACACAGAAGGCUUUUCCGUCAUCAUCUGCUCACUGCACUCAUGACUAGAUGUAAUCUCUAUUCUUAAAUAAAGAAGUUGUAUUUUAUUUAUUUAACCUUUAUUUAUGCAGGUGAGUCAAUUAAGCACAAAUUCUUAUUUACAAUGAUGGCCUGAGUCAGUAGCCUGAUGUAUCACAAUCUUCAUACUUCCAUAUUUGAUAGCAUCAAAGAUCAUUAUGGUCAGCACUCUCAUUCAGUGCCUAUAGAAAGUCUACACCCCCUUGAACUUCUUUCACAUUUCGUUACGUUACAAACUGGGAUUGAAAUAGAUUUAAUUGAAAUUUUUGUGUCAUUGAGCUACACAAAAUACUCCGUAAUGUCAAAGUGAAAAGAAAAUUCUACACAUUUUUACAAAUUAAUAAAAAUGUAAUAACUAAAAUAUAGUCGUUGCAUAAGUAUUCAGUCCCUUUGUUUAGGAAAGCCUACAUUUUUCAGAUGUAAAAUCUGGCUUAACAAAUCACAUUAUAAGUUACAUGGACUCACUCCGUCUGAAAUAAUAGGGCUUGAUCUGUCCCCCAUACAUACAACAUCUGUAAGGUCCCUCAGUCAAGUAUUGAAUUUCAAGCCCAGAUUCAACUACAAAGACCAGGAAGCUUUUCGAAAGCCUCAUAAAGAAGGACAGUGAUUGGUAGAUGGGUAACAAUAACAAACCUGUCACGCCCUUGCUCUGGGGACUCUAGUAUGUUGAGCCAGGGUGUGAGUUUUCAUGCGUUUUCCAUUCUAGGUUAAGUAUUUCUAUGUUGGCCAGUGUGGUUCUCAAUCAGAGGCAACGAGUGUCAGCUGUUGCUGGUUGUCUCUGAUUGGGAACCACAUUUAGUCAGGCUGUUUUCCCACAGUGGUUGUGGGAUCUUGUUCCAAGUAGGUUGUGUUUGAUCUAAGGACGUCACGUUAUCGUUCGUGUUAGCGUUCAAUAAAUAAGUAUGUUUGCAUUCAACGCUGCGCCUUGGUCCUCUGUUCCCGACGAUCGUGACAAAAUCAGACAUUGAAUAUCUUUAAGCAUGGUCAAGUUAAUAAUUAUACUGUGGAUGAUGUAUUAAACCACCCAGAAACAUCAAAGAUGCAGUCGUCCUUCUGAACUGAGCUGCAGGAGAGGAAGGAAACUGCUUAGGGGCCAUUGGUGAUUUUAAAACAGCUACAGAGUUCAAUGGCUGUGAUGGGAGAAAACUGAGGAUGGAUCAACAACAUUGUAAUGACUCCACCAUAAUGAACUGAAUGACAGAGUGAAAAGAAGAAAAAAUAUAUACUGAAUAAAAAUAUUCUAAAACAUGCAUCCUGUACGCAACAAGACACUAAAGUAAAAGAUCCAGGCUCUGUCGUAGCCGGCCGCGACCGGGAGACCCAUGGGGCGGCGCACAAUUGGCCCAGCGUCAUCCAGGGUAGGGGAGGGAAUGGCCGGCAGGGAUGUAGCUCAGUUGAUAGAGCAUGGCGUUUGCAACGCCAGGGUUGUAGGUUCGAUUCCCACAGGGGGCCAGUAUGGAAAAAAUUAUAAUUUAAAAAAUGUAUGCACUCACUAACUGUAAGUCGCUCUGGAUAAGAGCGUCUGCUAAAUGACUAAAAUGUAAAUGUAAAUGUAAAAGUGCAACAAAAACACAGCAAAGGAAUACACUUCAUGGCCUAAAUGCAAAGCUUUAUGUUUGGGGCAAAUCCAACACAACACAUCACUGAGUAACUAACUGCCUCCUUAUUUUCAAGCAUGGUUGUGGCUGCAUCAUGGUAUUGGUAUGCUUGACAUCGGCAAAGACCUGGGGAGUUUUUCAGGAUGAAAAGAAACGGGAUGGAGCUAAGCACAGGCAAAAUCCUAGAGGAAAACCGGCUUCAGUCUGCUUUACACCAGACAGUUGGAGAGGAAUUCACCUUUCAGCAGGACAAUAACCUACAACACAAGGCCAAAUCUACGCUGGAGAUGCUUACCAAGAUGACAGUGAAUGUUCCUGAAUGGCCAAGUUACAGUUUUGACUUAAAUCUGCUUGAAAAUCUAUGGCAAGGCUUAAAAAUUGCUGUCUAGCAAUGAUCCCCAACACCUUGACAGAGCAUGAAGAAUUUUGAAAAUAAUAAUGGGUGAAUAUAUUGCACAAUACAGGUGUGCAAAGUGCUUAUGAGACUUACCCAAGAAGACUCACUGCUGUAAUCGCUGCCAAAGGUGUUUCUAACAUGUAAUGACUCAGGGGGUGAAUACUUUGUUUCAUUACUCAUUGACAUUAGAGUAUUUUGUGUAGAACAUUGAAAAAUUACAAAUCAAUUUUAAUCCCACUUUGUAACGCAAUAAAAUUUGAAGAAAUCCAAGGGGGGUUUCUAUAGGCACUGUAGUUGAUUCAGUUGGCUAGUGGCCAAAUCGCCGCUCUCAAGAACUCUACUGAUAAGGAUAUUGUUGCAGUUUUUAAUUUAUUACAUGCACUUGAUGUUUAAUCAAAGACACAUUAUCAAAAUGAAUUUCAUACCUCACCUUUGUAUAGUAGGAAUGCUUUAUUUGUUUUUACAGCUAGCCAUAUCUGAAAGUUUACCCUUGUUUUGUAGGUUUCUCGGCUCUGCAAAAAUCUCACUGAAAGACCUUGCAACUGGUCAAGUCAAAUCCUUUCCAUUUAAAGAUCUGGCUCUUGUCAAUGAAAAGGGACAGGCUAUUGGGGUAAGUUGUUCACUAUUUACUAAUGGAGAUUGCCGCUACUCACCAGCUACCAGGGAUAUGGGCAAAAUAAUCAUGAAAUCAGCUGAAAUUGAAACACCUGCAGUCCCCAUUAUCCCAUUGUAAUUCAUUACAUUAUAUUAGUAUUAGCAUAACUACAAUAACCACAUCAGCACCAAAAAUCUCAUGCAAUUUUCCAUUUAGAAUUUUGAUAUCAGCACAUUUUGAUGAGAUGAUUGAUUGAUUCCACCAAUUAUUCACCUUCCAGGCCACGGUGAGCCUUGUUAUUCACUAUAACCCUCCAGCCAAUGCCGCUCCAAACCCAAAUGACCCACAGGCAGGAGAUGCUGCAGGGGAUUCUGGUACGUCAUGUGUUCUCAUAGACUUAGAUAGACAACUCAUCAUUGUAUCGGUCCCAUUAUGGUGCCUGUGAGAGAAUGGGCUGCGCCAUCGAGGCCAUCUCCAUUUUGAGGUAGUCCAUUUUCUUCUUCUAAUACUUCUAUGAGUUGGUAAACAAACUGAUUGUAAAAAAAGAGCUGUCUGGUAUGCUUGCGUUAAUCAUCAAAAUAAGAAAGAAACAUCAGGGAAAGAUUGGCUUGUUACUUUUGCCUAUCAACCAGGAAGUGCCAUUGACAGGGGCAGGAUUAUGAAAGGCCUAUGAGUUUAUUUGGAUACUUGUAUUACUAAAGGCAACAACUAAUCUUUGUGCUGUUGAUUAUACUUUAUAUCUGGUGACUGUGGUUGAGGUUGUGCUAUGUGUGUCUGCAGUGGAAGGUAAAGAGGGGGAUGAGGACUUGACUGAUGCAGGACAGAGUGGCUCUGCAGGGGGAGUCUCCUCCCCUGGUCAGCCUGGGAACCAAAGACUGGUCAAGAAAACCAGGAAAUUGAACCGUCCCCUGGCCAAUAAACCUCAGGACUUUCAGGUGAAUUCUGGCAUAGGGGUUGUAACGUCUAUCUAAUCAAAAGCCAUGAAUUAUGAUUUGACAUUGUUCUGAUUCCCUUUUCUCAUACUCAUGAUCUCUUACCUUCAGAUCCGUGUCAGGAUCAUAGAGGGGCGACAGCUUCCUGGGAAUAACAUCAAACCUGUUGUGAAGGUGAAUGUUUGUGGACAGACUCACAGAACAAGGAUCAAGAGGGGAAACAAUCCCUUCUUUGAUGAGGUAAAAGAAGGCAUAUUAAUUUAACUUAAAUUGACUAAGUCCAUGUGUGCUUAGCAAAUGUUGAAUUAUUGCUUGAGAAAUGACUGCAGUUGAUUUGUCCUGAAGGUUAAUGUGGAUUUGCUUUUUUCAUUAAACCACCCAGAUUCCUUUUUCUCUUUACAGAUGUUCUUUUACAACGUCAACAUGUUACCAUCGGACCUAUUUGAUCAACAUGUCAGCAUUCGGGUAAGUGUGGUCCUCUGUAUCAACAUGUCAGCAUUCGGGUAAGUUGAACUCAACGUUAGUAAUUUGGCACUAACUGAUCUGAACCGUCAGAGACCAUGUAUUGCAUUUCAUUCUCACUCUAAUAAACAGUACUCUCCUUCUGUAGGUGUACGACUCCUUCUCUCUGAGAGCUGACAGUCUCAUGGGGGAGUUCAAGGUACUCCAUCUUUCCCUUCCACUUCUUAUUAAAACAUUGAAGGAUCUGACUUUAUAUUCCAUUACUCUUGACAUAUGCAUUUUAUCAGUCUGAAGUAUUUCCCAUCUUGCUUCCCACAGGUUGAUAUCAGCUUCAUCUAUGAUGAACCAGGUAUAUUUAUGGUGCCUUGCACAGUAUUUGCAUACACUGUGUCUGAUUUCCAUUGGCUCAAUGGAGGUACAUGUUGUGCAUGUGCCUGUCUGUCUCGGUCUGUCUCACAGCUCACUCUGUAAUGAGGAAGUGGCUCCUCCUGAAUGACCCUGAUGAAUCCAGCUCGGGGGCCAGGGGAUACCUCAAAGUCAGCAUGUUCAUCGUUGGGGCGGGAGACGAACCACUGGUACAGUAGUAGUCUGGGUUACCGCUCACAGUUCCUGUUGGCAUGAUUGAUAACUGAACACUAGUCGGGAGCAUCUUCAUGAUCUGGAUGAACCCAUUCCUGUAUUAUGACUUGUCAGAGCUAAAUGAAUCUCCUUGUCAGGUCACAUGUACCUGAAAAUAACGUCUGUCCCUAUCAUAGUGAAGUGUGACAACUGUGCGUGUGUGUGUGGCUUCUGCAGGUAGAGAAGAGGGAUAUUAAUGAUGACCAGGAUGACAUAGAGAGUAACCUGCUGCUGCCAGCAGGGGUCACACUGCGAUGGGUCACCCUGUCUCUCAAAGUGUUCCGGGCCGAGGACAUUCCCCAGAGUACGCCACUCGUAUAUAUAAUGUUCUGUUGCUGCUGUUGUGGUUGACUUGUUCUGUUGCUGCUGUUGUGGUUGACUUGUUCUGUUGCUGAUGUUGUGGUUGACUUGUUAUGCUUCAAGGCUCUUCAGCCUAACUCUCAAGUGCUUUCUCUCUACGCUAAAGAUAGGUGUGAUUCCGAACUAACUAUUCAUUUAGAAGUUUCUAAAUCUGCAUCUCUCAAUUAAGAUUGUUUCAAGAUGCAAGUAAGUACAUCAAAGUUAAAGGAGUUGUUCACUAUUUUACAACGUGAUGUUAGAUGGUUCCUCACCCUGAAAGUAGUCUAUGGGCCAGGAGAAACUGCCAUAGACUACUUACAGGGUGAGGAACCAUCUAACGUCAAGUUGAAAUAGUGAACUACUCCUUUAACCAGUGUGUUUUUCACUAUAGUGGAUGAUGCCUUUGCCCAGUCAUUGAAGGGGAUGUUUGGAGGGGAUGGGGACAAGAAGAAUCUAGUGGACCCUUUUGUCGAGGCUUGCUUCGCUGGCAAAAAGGUAUUCACAUUACUCUCCACCUAAAAUUCGAAUCAAGGGGUGGAUUUGUUUAUUAUGGAAAUAGUUGUGAAGUUGAUAUGUGAAUGUUUAUUGUUGAAGCUGUGCACCAAAGUCAUUGAGAAGGAUGCCAACCCAGAAUGGAACCAAAUGCUGAAUCUUCAGGUCAAGGUAAAAAAAAAAUAUAUAAAAAAAGCACAUCUAAUGCACUGGAUUUCUGCUUUGGUAAAUUGUGAUUCAAAACGAUGAUCCUGCAAAAUCUUUCUGCAGUUCCCCUCCAUGUGUGAACAAAUCAAACUGACCAUCUUUGAUUGGUAAGUCAACAGCAUUCCCUCUACUGAACACUUAUGAUGGACAUAUGUAUCCAUUUAAAUCACUCCAUUUGAGCUCUGGCAGUUUUCUUCCGCCUCACCUCACUUCUUUAUUACAGUAUUCGGAUGCAUACUUCCUCCGUUUUUACACAAAUAAGGGCCAGGAGUUUUUCCUGGUCACAAGGCUCAGAAAAACCUCAGGAAUGUACAUAGUGUGUAUUCAGCCCCCUUAGAGUGCCCCAGUGCUCGCUCCCUGCGACCUGCCUGUAGACGUCUCCAGAGUGUGGUCCAGUCAGUUGUUAUUUGGCCUGGGAGGAACCCGGCAGUGCUAUAGUAUGAGUCAGACAGUCAGUCACUCCCUGUUCCAGGCCGGGAUCCUGUUGGCAGGGAAACACCCCUGUAACCUCUGUCAGUUGCUACAGGGAAAAGUGGGAAUAGUAGGAAAUAGGUGCAAGUCAAAGAUUAGGAAAACAGUCUGUCCCCUAAAUGUGAUGAAAGUGAAGUUCAUUCACAUUGGUGGGUGUCAAUGUCAUGUUGAUAUAGCACCUUUUAUGCAGGGAUCGCCUGACGAGGAAUGACUGUAUUGGCACCAUGUACUUGAAUCUGGCCAAAAUAGCAUCCUCUGGUGGCGAAAUUGAAGGUAUGGUUCUCGUAUUAAUUACAACACACCACACUAUAUUUCUCCCUUUCACGAUGUCUAUAGCUCAAGUAUAUGAUUUCUAUGCUAUUGUCAUCAUAGCUUCUAGUAUAAUGGUGUUAUUUGGUGUAAUUACACUAUGUCCAUUCACUUUGGUUGUUAAAUGAAUGGAUCAACUCUAUUCAUCUCUAUACUCAGUUUUAACUUUCUAAUAUACAGUUCAUCCACUUUUCUUUUUCUCUUGGUAUAGACAAACAUGCGGGAUAUGGCUUCUCUCCAUCACUUGAAGGUUCAAUAGAUGAAUAGAUAUGUGGUGAAUUGUUAAAGUAUCGUCCAGUGCAAAAAUCCAGUAUCACUAACAAGUUGCAAUAUUUUAUACGUCACAUCGGUACAUUCCACUGAUUCUAGCCCAGCAUGACAUUUCAAAUAAUCUAGAAUGGAGGAAUCUAGAAUGGAGUUAAAGGAAUUUAGAAGGGAUCCAAUUUGACCAAUUUGAAUCAUUGACUGUGAUUACUGCAUUGGAUUUACUUUGAGAAUGUGUGACUGCCAUGAGUUGUGCCCGGUCCACUCAUUUCUGUAGCCCUUUGAGUACAAUAGUAGGAUUUUUGAGUGAAGUAAACACACAUAUCAGUUCAAAGUUGACCUUCCUCGGUACUCAAAAGUUUACAGCGAAACAAUUUUGCUUCACCUAACCUUCCCCUUAACCCUUGAUAUUCAGUUAUGGAAUUUUGAUAACAUUUGCAUGCUUUGUUUGUGCUGUCACAGAACUGCCUGCUAUCCUUUUGUUGUCAAAGAUGGAGAGCAAACUCCUUUGCUUCAUUUGCUGCAUGUGUUGCAUUUCUGAGUUGCUGUGUGAGGCUGACAUUCUUUCUGUAACCUAACACUCCAAUGAAAAAUAAAAAACGGCAUAUGACUCCUGUGAGUUUGCCCGGGCAGAUACCCUAACUGUAGUUUUUGUAGAUUUGCUAGCACUGUGUGCUGUGUUCACCAUUCUCCAUCCAAGACAUCAUCUUCUGACAUGCAGAACUAACUCCACAGUAGCUCAUCAUUUAGAGACAUUAGUAAAAAGCAUGAUUUCCUCCACAGGGAAGACUGGGGAGUCUGAGGUGGGUUUCCUGCCAGCCUUUGGGCCUUGCUAUAUCAACCUGUAUGGGAGUCCCAGAGAGUUCACUGGGCUUCCUGACCCCUACGAAGAGCUCAACUAUGGCAAGGUAGGUCCUGCAAGGGAAUUUAAUACUUCUCUCCAUCUCUAAGCUUGGAGAUGUUGACAGUUCUCAACAUUUGUUGACAUUGAAAACGAUCUAUGGUUUUCUUUUUGACAGGGUGAAGGGGUGGCCUAUCGAGGGAGAAUCAUGGUUGAGCUCUCAACUAAACUGGAAGGCAAGGCUGACAAGACUGUAGAUGAAAUCCCUAGUGAUGACAUCUUGGUGGCCCAGGUACUGUGGCCUGUACCCCCAUUACUCUUGAUACAUUUUACUUUACACUUAGCUACAGGUAUACCCUGUUUUGGUGUAGAUGGCCAAAGAAACAAAAUGCAUGCUGCAUCUUUAAAAAAUACAGUUAUUUGAAAUUAUUUGUUAAUCAAUUAAUAUUUUUUCCAUCUAAACUAAACAAACAUUUUGUCUUCUGAUCAGAAAUACCAGCGCAGGAGGAAGUACUGUUUGUGUGCAGUGUUCCACAGUGCCAGCAUGCUCCAGGAGCCUGGGGAACCAAUCCAGUUUGAGGUCAGCAUCGGCAACUAUGGCAACAAACUGGACGCCACCUGUAAACCACUGGCCUCCACUACUCAGUACAGCUGUGCUGUGUUCGAUGGUAAGGGCCCAAGCCGCCUUAGAAACCGAACUCAUCUGGUUUUUGGUACCUCAGCAAGAAUCUUUGAAUUGGACUAAUUCAUUUAUUUUCAACAGGUAACCACUACUAUUACCUGCCUUGGGCUAACACCAAGCCAGUGGUUGUCAUUACAUAAUUCUGGGAGGACAUCAGUCACCGUUUGGAUGCAGUCAACAUCAUUCUGUACAUAGCUGAACGCCUGGUACGAGAUGCAGAUUUAUGCACCAAUUUACCAGUUCGAAUGCCUACAAUGUAUGAAUACAGUGUCAAAUUGUAGUCUAUUGCUCCUUUCAGCAAUCUAACAUCACUGCGAUGAAGAUGGCCAUCUUGGCUAAAGUCCCCGAAAACCGUCUGGCAGAGAUCUGGCUGAGACUGGUAAAUCAGGUGAUCGAGGACCUCGGCAGGUAAAUACUUCCAUGUUUGAUGGAUUUAGUUAGUCAACAUUGGGGUAAUCUGUUGGGUUUCAAAGAUCUAGCAUAAACACAGCAAUGAUGACUCCUAACCCAGCAUGUUUAUCCCAGCAUGCAAUCCCCAUCAUACCAAUGUUUUAAUUUUUUUAUUGUGUAAAUUGUUCAAAGUAAUCAUAGAGUUGUAUGGUUUGUUAAACUUUGAAAUCAAUAUUUUUUGUUCAGCAUACAUUUUAAAGUAAAAACAUCGGAGUAAUACCUUUACUGUGGAAUUGCCCGUAUCUAACCCAAUCCCAACCAGUUUGAAAGUGCCAGACCUGGAGGGCCACUCCAACCUGACCGCACUGGACCUCCAGAUGAAAAAGCUGCGCGACAGCGCCCUGCAGACCAUCAUGGAGGGGGCCAAGAGCAUGAGAGAGGAGGCCACCGAGAUCAAGGAUACCCUGGGGGACAUUGAGGGCUGGCUGGACAAACUGAAGCAGCUCGCUGAGGAGGUAGGUCAGAGUUCAAGUUGUUUGUCUGGUCAUGAUACAUACAUUUGACAAGCUGCUAUCAAUAAUCAAUAAUACCAUUUUGGCUAUAGUCUCUUUUCCCUUUUCAUGUACAAUGCCCUCUAAAUUACCCUUGAAGGUAGAGAUAAAGUUGUGUAUUGUUCUAUUAAAACUGGGGAUGUACAGUAAUUUGCAUGGUGUGUGUCUCUUCAGCCCCAGAACAGCAUGCCUGACGUGAUAAUCUGGAUGCUGAGGGGGGAGAAGAGAGUGGCGUACAGCCGCAUCCCAGCCUAUGAGCUCCUCUACUCCACCUACAGCGAACAGGCCUGUGGACAGUUCUGCGGCAAGACCAGGACUAUCCUCAUGCAGUACCCUAUGGAUAAAAACAAGGGUCUGAAGGUUCCAGUCCAGAUAAGAGUCAAUAUGUGGCUGGGCCUGUCUGCCCACGAGAAAAAGUUCAACACUUUCUCCGAGGGGACGUUCAGUGUGUUUGCUGAAUUGGUAUGUUUCUAUUAAAAUGACUCACUUUUGCCUUUUGAGUGUUGAACUUGAUAUUAAUGGAGAAGAUCGUUGUAUAAUGUAUGUGAAUGGCCAAUGAAAUGACCUGUGUGUUUUCCCCUUUGUCAGUAUGAGAAUCAGGCCUACAUGCUGGGAAAGUGGGGAACUACCGGUCUGGGUUUACGCUACAAAUACUCUGAUGUGACUGGCAAGCUGAAGCUGAAACAGGAGAACUUCAUGCCUCCGCAAGGCUGGGAGUGGGAGGGUGAUUGGUUCAUAGACCCAGAGAAGGGGUAAGAUUCUGUUUGUUUAAAUUUGUAUGUGUUUUUCUACAAUGGUGGAAUUCGUAAUCAGCCCUCUAGAUCACAAUCAAAGGAAAUGGGCUGGUUCUGCCUCACUCUCCCUGGAGAGACCAGUCAUGUUCAGUAGGUAGGGCACACUGUAGUGAAACGUUUUGAAACAGAAAACAAAAAUACUAUUUUCUUAUUGGGCAAGUCUAGGAAGUCCCUCCCUGUUUCAGUCUGUUUUCUUCCCUUUGGUUCCUAAUGAACAUGACCCGGCUAUCAGUUCUCUAGUUAUUAGCAUUUUUCUCUUUCCAUCAACCACCCGUUAGUGAGGAGUGUUGACUGUGUAAUAAUAUGUCUUUCUGUGUGGCUGGACCAGUCUGUUGACAGAGGCAGAUGCGGGACACACUGAGUUCAUGGAUGAAGUCUUCCAGAACGAGACUCGCUUCCCUGGAGGAGAGUGGAAGCCUGCUGCUGAGCCCUACACUGACGUGGUUAGGGAAAACACACACACAGACACACACACACGCACACGUACACACCAUUUAGUGUCUCUACAAAAAUCAUAACGCUGGCGUUGACGCAAUAACAUGAUAUAAAAACAGGAUAAUGAUUUAGUACAAUGAAUGAUUAGAUUCCCCUAUUCAGUUUGGGCUUCCUGUAGCUCUGGCAUGGUAGAAGGUGUUCAGGUUGCUGAGGCGUUGUUGGUUGUGUUUGCAGAACGGGGAGAAGACCCACAACCCAGGGGAGCUAGAGUGUCCUGCAGGCUGGAGCUGGGGGGAUGAGUGGACUGUAGAUGACAACAGGGCUGUGGACGAGAAAGGUCUGCUCUCACACUGAUCUCUACAACACUGCUUGCCCUUGCAGUGGAAAACUUGACUUUAAAUUGGGAUUUCUAAUAUGUCUUGUCCACAUUUACACCUCAUGUGAUCUACUACUGUAAGAAUGACCUGUAGUAUUUUCAAGCAUUGUGUAUACAUUUCUAAUGGGUUUAUUCUGAAUGCAGGCUGGGAGUAUGGAAUCACCAUCCCUCCAGAUGACAAACCCAAGUCUUGGGUGCCAGCAGAGAAGAUGUACCACGUCCACCGACGGAGGAGAGUGAUCAGGCCCAGGAAGAGAACAUCUGCUGCUGGUAAAACCACUGAGGUCAGUGCACUGUGCCAGUAGGGAACAGUUUGUCUUGAUCAUAAUCAAAUGUUGUGGAUGUAAAAUAUUUCCCCUUUUCCCCCAUUUUCAGAAGCGAGACCAAGGAGACCCAGAGGGCUGGGAGUUCUCCUCUCUGAUUGGCUGGAAGUUCCACAGGAAGGAGCGUUCCGCCGACACAAUCCGACGCAGACGCUGGAGGAGGAAGAUGGCCCCUGCCGACCGCCUGGGGGCAUCCGCCAUAUUCAAACUGGAGGGGGCGCUGGUGAGCAACUGGAUAACUCUGGUCCGCGGGGGCUGCAGCUUCUGCUGGUUUUCUUUUCUCCCUGGCAUGAAGACACUAUGUGUUGUCCAACAGUUGUCCGUCCCUGUUGUCGAGUAAGAUGCAUUCUUGAUUAAUUCGGAGGAAUUCUUGAUUGUCUUUGCAGGGGGUUGAUAUAGAAGAGAAAAAGAAAGAGGAGGUUGAUGCCUCCAAGCUCUUUGGUGCCAAUACUCCCACUGUGUCCUGUUCGUUUGACAGUGAGUGCUUUAGUUUUACGUAGUUGGCAUGGAUUUUCUGUCUGUCUGUGAUGCUGGCUUUAACCGUGUAUGUUUUCUUUCUGCAGGCUCGCACGUCUACCACCUCCGCGUCUACGUUUACCAGGCCAGGAACCUUGUUGCCAUGGACAAAGACAGCUUCUCGGGUCUGCACGUCUCCUUGUCAAAAUCAUGUUUUGAUUUGGUGAAAGUUGACACGAUGUGACAUAUUAUGAAAAUGUGGACGUAUUAACUAACACACACAACAUUUGUCUAUCUUGUCCUAGAUCCAUAUGCCCACGUGUCCUUCCUGCACAUGAGUAAAACCACAGAGACCAUAAAGGCUACCCUGAACCCCACGUGGGACCAGACCCUGAUCUUCCAGGAUGUGGAGAUCUACGGGGACCCCCAGAACAUCGCCCACUAUCCCCCCAACGUGGUGCUGGAGUUGUAUGACAAGGACCAAGUGGUGGGUGUGAUCAAAGUCCCUUCAGUCACCGAGGUUAAAGAUGCACUAUGCAAAAAUCGCUCCGCCAUUUCCUGGUUGCUAGAAUUCUACUAGUUGGCCUAAUUUCUGAUUAUGUGACAAAACAAGCAAGUAUAGUGCAGAGAAUCAUUGUACCAUCUAAACCGCUGUGAAAUAUAUUUUCCAUAACCCAAAAUAUUGUUGUUUCAGCUGUUUGAAGCUGGUGUACAAAACCGAAAGUAAAAGACACAAAAACAAAACGUAAGAACGGGAAGCAUAGAAAUAGUGCACAGAGAACAGAUCUACCGCUUCUUAGACUUGCUUUCAACGAGAAUGUGAAUUUGGUCGGGUCGCCCAAAAAGUUACAUAUACUUUUUACCCCCUUUUUCUCCCCAAUUUCGUGAUAUGCAAUUGGUAGUUACAGUCUUGUCCCAUCGCUGCAACUCCCGUACGGACUCGGGAGAGGCAAAUGUCGAGAGACACGCGUCCUCCGAAACACGACCCCGCCAAGCCGCACUGCUUCUUGACACACUGCUCCCUUAACCCGGAAGCCAGCCGCACCAAUGUGUCGGAGGAAACGCCGUACAGCUGGUGACCGUAGUCAGCGUGCAUGAACGCGGCCGCCACAAGGAGUCACUAACCCGGAUGACGCUGGGCCAAUUGUGCGCCGCCUCAAGGGUCUCCCGGUCAUAUUGCAGCUUUAAUAGUUAUCAUUACAGUGCCCUAUUAACUGUGAUUGUCAUCUUGGCUGCAGUUGGUUAACAUGUUGCUCUCUGCCCCAGGGGAAAGAUGAGGUAUUGGGCCGGAGCGUGUGUGUCCCCCUGGUGAAACUGAACCCAGGCCUGGACCAGACCCCCAAACUGCUGUGGUCCCCCAUCACACAGAAGGACCAGCGGGCUGGAGAGGUUCUGGUGGCGGCUGAGCUCAUCCUGAAGGAUAAGGUGCAACACCAGAAGACUAUGUGGAGGAGUAGCGGUAUUAGUUAGUGGGGUAGGCCUAUAGGAAAUGUGUGAUGUGGGUUGUGAAAGCUCUCUCCCUCUGUGUCUCCAGGGUAACGAGAUGGACCUCCCUCUGCUCCCUCCCAAGAGGGCGGAGAAUCUAUACAUGGUGCCUCAGGGGAUACGGCCUGUGGUCCAGCUCAUGGCUAUUGAGGUAAACUACAAUACUUCAGUAAUGUCAUAACUUCCCACAGAAAUGUACUUGCUAUUUCCCACAGUAUGUAUUUUGUUACCCAGUGUGUGUUUGUUUCAGAUUCUGGCCUGGGGGUUGCGCAACAUGAAGCCCUACCAGUUGGCCACUGUGGCCUCCCCUUCCCUUGUGGUAGAGUGUGGAGGGGAGAUGGUCCAGUCUGCUGUCAUCAAGAACAUGAAGAGGAGCCCCAACUUUCCUGGAUCUGUCCUCUUCCUCAAAGUGGUAAGAGCGGCUUGCUUGGGAUCUCACAGGCAUGUGUGUUGUGCUUUUGUUACAUUUUUACACCGUGCCAAUGGGUGGGUGCUUAUAUUUGUCCUGUUUCACACGUGUACAAGUUUGUAUUAUACACGUGUGAAAGGGAAAUGUGUUUUUUUUCAAAUCCCAACUCCCCCUGAGACACCCUCUGAGAGUGGGGUCACGGCCAGGGUAUCCAUUAUCAACGGCAACCCUGGAGCAAUUAGGGUAACUGCCUUGCUCAAGGGCACAUCAACAGAUAUUUAACCUUGUCGGCCCGGGGAUUCAAACUAGCGACCUUUCGGUUACUGGCCCAAAACUCUAACCACUAGGCUAUCUGUGCUACAUUUGUGUAGGCAUCCUCUCAUUCUCUCACUCAGCAGAUCGAUGUCAAAGUUGUCAUAUCUUCAUCCUCAGCUUCUUCCCAAAGAGGAAAUGUACACUCCUCCCAUCGUGCUGAAGGUGAUCGACCACAGGCCAUUUGGCAGGAAGCCAGUGGUUGGACAGUGUACCAUAGACACUCUGGAGGAGUUCCGCUGUGACCCCUACAUCAUCCAAAAGUCAUCCAUGUCAUCCAAAAGUAACUAUUCUCUUCCUCUGACACGCUUACUUAUUACACGUGCAUACAUACCCUGUGGUGAAAUUGAAAUGAUUUCACAACAAAUAUGAGAUAAAAAAAAUUGUCUAUCUGUUUUUGUUAGUGGCUCUGAUGGCUGCUUUUCCUCACGACACCAGAAUUGACAUGGAAGACAGGAGGCCUCUGCUUGAAGCUCAGGUAUACUUUGGCAUUCGAAUAGGAAAUCCCUCUCAAAUUCACCAUAUUUUGUUACACUCUCUUAUGAGUUUAAGAUCUAUUCUAUCUAAUAUAAGAGUCCGAAUUUCAUAGUCGAUACUCUGACUUGCAGUUUGUGUACAGUAUGUCAGCAGCAGUCAACAAAAUGGCCACCACUACUUCUCGUCUUGUAUGUAUGAUGUGUAGUUCAACUCUACAGGCCUGGACAAUGACACUGCAGGGUUGAGGGAGCCUCUCUGAUUCUAUCUAAAGUGAUGAAAUGGCAGAUGCGCAAGGAGUGAUUAUGAGCAGAGUUAAAAUGUGUGAUUCAUCCAAAGAAGUAAACUAAAUGAAAUAUAAUCCAAUUCAACUUUAAACCUGUUUUAAAGUUGAACGUUUGUGAGUUUAAACAAAAAACGGACAUCUCUGUCUGUCCCUAUUCAGAACCGAGCAAAAAAACAACAACAUUGAUAUUGAAACUAUUAUUUUGACUUUGCUUUAUCACAUCUCGCUUACUCGUUUCAAUAUUCCAAAUUUGCAACAGAUAUUACUGAUCAGGGGAACAUCUUAAAUUGUGUAUUAUAAUUUUAAACAUUUAAAGUUAUGUUACUUAAAAUAACAGAACUGCAAAUUAUACCAAAUGAUACCAUUACCAUUGUAAUCAAUGAUCAACUUUCUAGACAAUCUUAGCUCAUGCAUUGACAGUGCAUUCAAUAAUGAUUCAAUCAUGAAAUUGGAUCACAAUCAGGGAUCAUGGCAUCAAACUGUAUAAUCAUUGAAUCAAAUAAAUAUGCCGUUGUUUUCCUCAAUGCCACAAUACAUUUUAUACCAUCUACCAGAUUGAUCAUGCAUGUGAAACAGUUUUAAAUGAUUCCAAUGAUUCCAAUGAUUCACAUGAUUCAUGUGACACUGAUUUACAAAUUCACUAGCUGGGAUGAUAUUCGGAGAAUCUCAAUUGCAUUUCCUUGACUCCUUGCAUCCUCUCUCCUCGCCUCUCACAAAACCCAUUGGAUGAGAAAGUCCAAGGUCCCUCCCUUCUGACAUUCUCCUCCAAUGGGUUUUGAGAACGAGGCGAGGAGAACGGGCGCGAGUAAUCAAGGAAAUGCAAGUAAGAUUCUCCCAUUGACUUGAUACCUUGAUCACUUAUCUUUCCUUGCAUCCCCUUCUUCCUUAAAAGCAUGCAGAGAAGGUGAGAUAUGAAACUUUACGCACAUAUCUCUAUCACAUAAGAAGCACUCUGUGACGUACGUUCUAGAAUGUAAUACUAUCUUCACUUUUUUACAUUAGGAGAAGGAGACAGUUGAUUGGUGGAGUAAAUUCUACGCUUCCAUUGGAGAUCAGGAGAAGUGCCGUCCUUACCUUCAGAAAGGAUAUGACACUUUGAAGGUGAAGUCUUGACGUUUCACACACGAUACACCUGUGCUGCAAACAUCUGAAGUAACUGCGCUAAUUAGUUGGCAUUUUGUUUUUCUUUCCUAGACUCAAAUAUAAUUUUCUACAUCUCUGGUUUCAGGUGUAUGAUAAGGAACUGGAAAAUAUUCCUGAGUUCAAACAACUCACCGAUUUCUGCAGCACCUUCAAACUGCAGAGAGGCAAGAACGAAGAUGGGGAUGAUGAUCCAUCUGUUGUUGGAGAAUUCAAGGUGGAACAGCAGUUUCUCUAUUAUUUCACAGAUUCCAUACACAUUCUCGUACAUACCUCAUAUACAGUGGGGAGAACAAGUAUUUGAUACACUGCCGACUGCCUACUUACAAAGCAUGUAGAGGUCUGUAAUUUUUGUCAUAGGUACACUUCAACUGUGAGAGACGGAAUCUAAAACAAAAAUCCAGAAAAUCACAUUGUAUGAUUUUUAAGUAAUGAAUUUGCAUUUUAUUGCAUGACAUAAGUAUUUGAUCACCUACCAACCAGUAAGAAUUCCGGCUCUCACAUACCUGUUAGUUUUUCUUUAAGAAGCCCUCCUGUUCUCCACUCAUUACCUGUAUUAACUGGACCUGUUUGAACUCGUUACCUGUAUAAAAGACAACUGUCCACACACUCAAUCAAACAGACUCCAAUCUCUCCACAAUGGCCAAGACCAGAGAGCUGUGUAAGGACAUCAGGGAUAAAAUUGUAGACCUACACAAGGCUGGGAUGGACUACAGGACAAUAGGCAAGCAGCUUGGUGAGAAGGCAACAACUGUUGGCGCAAUUAUUAGAAAAUGGAAGAAGUUCAAGAUGACUGUCAAUCACCCUCGGUCUGGGGCUCCAUGCAAGAUCUCACCUCGUGGGGCAUCAAUGAUCAUGAGGAAGGUGAGGGAUUAGCCCAGAACUACACGGCAGGACCUGGUCAAUGACCUGAAGAGAGCUGGGACCACAGUCUAAAAGAAAACCAUUAGUAACACACUACGCCGUCAUGGAUUAAAAUCCUGCAGCGCACGUAAGGUCCCCCUGCUCAAGCCAGCGCAUGUCCAGGCCCGUCUGAAGUUUGCCAAUGACCAUCUGGAUUAUCCAGAGGAGGAAUGGGAGAAGGGCAUGUGGUCUGAUGAGACAAAAAUAGAGCUUUUUGGUCUAAACUCCACUCGCCGUGUUUGGAGGAAGAAGAAGGAUGAGUACAACCCCAAGAACACCAUCCCAACCGUGAAGCAUGGAGGUGGAAACAUCAUUCUUUGGGGAUGCUUUUCUGCAAAGGGGACAGGACGACUGCACCGUAUUGAGGGGAGGAUGGAUGGGGCCAUGUAUCGCGAGAUCUUGGCCAACAACCUCCUUCCCUCAGUAAGAGCAUUGAAGAUGGGUCGUGGCUGGGUCUUCCAGCAUGACAACGACCUAAAACACACAGCCAGGGCAACUAAGGAGUGGCUCCGUAAGAAGCAUCUCAAGGUCCUGGAGUGGCCUAGCCAGUCUCCAGACCUGAACCCAAUAGAAAAUCUUUGGAGGGAGCUGAAAGUCCGUAUUGCCCAGCGACAGCCCCGAAACCUGAAGGAUCUGGAGAAGGUCUGUAUGGAGGAGUGGGCCAAAAUCCCUGCUGCAGUGUGUGCAAACCUGGUCAAGACCUACAGGAAACGUAUGAUCUCUGUAAUUGCAAACAAAGGUUUCUGUACCAAAUAUUAAGUUCUGCUUUGUUUUAGAUUCCGUCUCUCACAGUUGAAGUGUACCUAUGAUAAAAAUUACAGACCUCUACAUGCUUUGUAAGUAGGAAAACCUGCAAAAUCGGCAGUGUAUCAAAUACUUGUUCUCCCCACUGUAUAUGCAUAACCACAUUGGCUCAAAUAGAUGGAAUGCAUCAGUCAUAAAUCAGGCUAUUGCUCCCUUUAUAGUGGUAGAGUUGAGGCAUUGCUACCUGUCAGUGAUGGCUGAUGACUGUGUUUUCAGGGCUCUUUUAAGGUGUACCCUCUAUCAGAUGACCCGGGUGUGGCUCCUCCUCCUCGCCAGUUCCGUGAGCUGCCUGAAAGCGGGCCUCAGGAGUGCCUGGUGAGGAUCUAUGUGAUCAGAGGCAUCGACCUGCAGCCCAAGGACAACAACGGCCAGGUUAGUCCAGCGCCGUGACCUUGGAAUUCCACGUUUCUAUCUGGGAAAAGAUGAUUCUGAGAUAAUUGGCUUUAAAGUUCCGAACCCUCAUUGAUUUGAAUGGUGUGAGCAAUUCUCAUCAUGUAUUCUUUUUAACUUAACAACAUGAAUUGGGGUAUUUAGAGCACCAUAUAGGUGGAGAACAUUAUACAGAAAAAGGUUACAUCAAUAACUCAGUUUGGCAAAAACAUUCAGAUAUAAGUUCAAGUUUUAUUGUCACAUGCACAAGUACAUUGAAAUGCUUAACUUGCAUGCUCUAUAUAACCGUAUAAUUCUAAGCUCUCACAUUGUGCAUUGCCAGGUUGCUGUUCUCUUACUUACUCUACCUUGCAAUCUCUUUGAUGUUGCAACAUGACAUGUUUGUUUUCUAAAUUUGCCUUUCCUUUACAGUGUGAUCCUUAUAUAAAGAUUUCCCUGGGAAAGAAGUCAAUUGAGGACCGAGAUCACUACUUACCAAAUACCACCAACCCUGUGUUUGGAAGGUAAAAUCUCACAUUCAUUUAAAGUGGCAAUAUGUUACUUUUUGGGUCGACCUGACCAAAUUCACAUAGAAAUGUGAGUUAUAGAUAUGUAAUUCUACUUGAAAGCAAGUCUAAGAAGCUGUAGAUAUGUUCUAUGUGCGCUAUUUCUAUGCUUCCCGUUCUUACGUUUUUUUUAUUUUUGCGUCUUUUACUUUCGGCUUUGUACACCAGCUACAAACAGCUGAAACAACAAUAUUUUUGAUUAUGGAAAAUAUAUUUCACAGCGGUUUGCAUGGUACAAUGAUUUUCUACACUAUACUAUAUUAUUAUGUCACAUAAACUGAAAUUAGGCAAACUAUUAGGGUUGUAGCAAACAGGAAAUGGCGUAGCGAUUUCUGCAUAGUACAACUUUAAAUGGACUUACCCUCAAGAUCGAAUGUUAUUCUACACUACCCUUAUACCACAUCUCCCUUUUUGCAGAAUGUUUGAGAUGUCAUGUUUCCUGCCUCAAGACAAAGACCUGAAGAUCUCAGUGUAUGACUAUGAUCUGCUGAGCCGCGAUGAGAAAGUGGGAGAGACAGUGAUUGACCUGGAGAACCGCUUACUGUCACACUUUGGCUCCUACUGUGGCCUGCCUCAGACAUACUGCAUGUGAGGAGACUUGUUCCUGCUGUACAUUUCUAAGUCAUAGUUCACUUAAAAAAUCUUAAGUUUGUCAGACAUUUUCAGAACUCGAAUUUGGUGUUGAUAUGAGUCAUAGUGCCAUGCCAUCUGUUGUGUAGGUCCAGAUAACAACUAUAUGCCUCAAUACUAAAUGAAUGAGAAAGAUAGGCACCAUAAUUUAAUUUAGCCCAUAAUCAUUAUGGGGGACUCUGAUUGAUUGGCUGUGUUGAUCUCCCCGAAACAGCUCUGGAAUCAACCAAUGGCGCGACCAUCUGAAGCCCUCUCAGAUCCUUCAGAACCUGGCCCGCCUCAAAGGCGUCCCUCCACCCAGAACAGAAGAUGAUGGCAAAGCACUGUCAUUCAAUGGGAAUCAGUACACCCUGGCUCAAUUUGGUAAUUCAUAACCAGGUUUUUUUAUGGCGUUUUCAAAAACGUUCAACUUUCAUUUUAGAGGCAUGAGGACAAGGGUAUGUUUUGUGUGACAUGAGUUGGGCCUGUAGUUUUUCUUCCUGACCAGCAAAAAACAAUGGACCCUAUAUAUGAGGUAACUCACGUUUACCAUCUACAUUUAGAGGCCAACAAAGAGAUCCACCAGCACUUGGGUCCUGCCGACGAACGGAUCUCUCUGCAUGUGCUCAGAACACAGGGACUGGUGCCAGAGCAUGUGGAGACCAGGACACUGUUCAGCAGCUUCCAGCCCCAACUCUCUCAGGUCACAGGUCACAUGUUGUCUUCCUCUUUAUCUUCAAUGUCUCCCACUGUCUCCGUAUCUGAGACUAACUGUAUUUUUCACUCACUUUAUAGGGAUGCCUUCAAAUGUGGGUGGAUGUUUUCCCCAAAAACAUGGGCCUUCCCGGACCUCCAUUCGACAUUGUACCACGCAAGGCCAAGAAGUAAGGAGAAUCGCUUCACAAUUUGGUAUUUCAAAGUGAUCUUGUCUAUAAUCGUCUAUUCUAUUAAUGAAUAACAUGUCUCCAUUUAAAGGUAUUUCCUCCGAGUUGUUGUUUGGAACACCACUGAUGUCAUUCUGGACGAAACUAGCAUUACUGGGGAGCGCAUGAGUGAUAUCUACGUCAAAGGGUAUCGGUGUUGAACAAUGUUUAAAAAAAAUUGGAAGAGAUAUUAGGAUCUAAGUAUUACCAUGGCAGCCAUGCAUAUAACACACUUGUGGUUUGUUCAAACAUUUUAAAAACCUAAAUGAAUUAACCAGUCAGUCUGUCGGUCCAGCUGGAUGCCAGGUAUGGAGGAGGACAAGCAGAAGACUGACGUCCACUACAGGUCUCUGGACGGGGACGGCAACUUCAAUUGGAGGUUCGUCUUUGGCUUUGAAUACCUGCCUGCUGAACAGCUGUGUCUGGUGUCCAAGAAGGUGUGUUGAGGCUUGAGAAACAAUUACAAACGGAAUAGUGUAGUAAGACAAGAUUGAGGUACAUUUCUUUGCCAGCAUUUUGUCAGUCUUGCUUAUUAUCUUCAACAGGAGCACUUCUGGAGUCUAGACAAAACAGAAUUCAGAAUACCCCCCAAGUUGAUUGUUCAAAUUUGGGAUAAUGACAAGUUCUCAUUGGAUGAUUACCUGGGUGAGACACUCUAGCACUAUGAAUUACCGUACAAUACUUUUUUCAACCAAUAAUGACCAUAAUUUUGCUUCAGCUGAUCAAAUCAGCUAUUUAACACAUGGUUCUGAGAUGGUCUUCUGGUCAUUGUACAGGCACGGUAGAGCUGGAUCUCCGUAAACUAAUCCCUCCGGCCAAGAUCUCAAAGACGUGCAGUCUGAGUAUGAUGGAGGAGGUGAUGGAUGCCCGGCCAAACAAAUCAGACCUGGCCAAUUCCCUGUUCGCUCAGAAGUCUGUUAGAGGCUGGUGGCCGUGUGUCACUGAGCAGGAUGGGAAGAAAGUCCUUGGUGUGAGUACAGCUAAGAGAGCAUAAAUCAUCCUGGUUUAGCGAUAAUCUUGUAUUCAACCAUGUUUAGUGUCUCUGAAGAAGGUUACUACUUUGCAAAUUAAAGAGCUAUAUGUGAAAUAUUGUAUGGAAUAAAUCUGAAUGAACAUCUGUUAUGUUUAGGGGAAGGUUGAGAUGACUCUGGAAAUCGUGUCUGAGCCGGAAGUGGACGAAAAGCCUGCUGGGAAAGGCAGGGAUGAACCCAACAUGAACCCAAAGCUUGACUUCCCUAAGUAAGGAUUUCCACUCUUCUGUGUAUAUUCACCCUUUAUAGGCCUAACAGAAAUGUUUACCUCCGAUAUAUACCAUAUUAAACUCUGUUUCCUCCUCUCUUCCAACAUCAACAGGCGUCCGGACACAUCCUUCUUCUGGUUCACAAACCCCUGUAAGACCAUGAAGUUCAUUGUGUGGCGCAGAUUCAAGUGGCUGUUCAUUGGACUGAUCCUACUGAUCCUAGUGCUGCUUUUCCUCGGAAUCCUGUUGUACUCUUUACCGGUAAGAACAGGCAGGAGGGGAUAAUGUUCAAUCAAACUGUGUUAAAUCAAAUUCAUAUUAAUGAAAUAACAAACCGACAUAUUGCCUACAUUUUGAUGUGAUUAAUGCUUGCCUAAUUAAACAUUUUCUCUCAUUCCAGAACUACAUUUCAAUGAAAAUUGUGAAGCCAUUCAAAUGAAAACGCCACAUUUUGCUCUUAUGUCAAGAAGAACAGAGACCAAAGUCUUCCAAUAUAUUUUCAACCAAAAAGAUCAUGACUAUUUUUAUGUAUUCUAAACUGUAUUUGUGUAAUAUUUCAAAAAAAAAAAAAAUUGCCCACAGAAUGCAGAAUUGGUAUAUUGUUCAAACCAACUUCUGACAUAAUUAUGUUAUCUUUGCACAAGUUAAUUAGAAUUCCUUGAACUUUAUGCUCUUAAAGUAUUUUUUAUGGAUGCUUUGUAAAGAAAAAUGUUGUGGUCAUAUACACACUGAUUUUUUAAAUAAAUGAUUGUUUUAAGGUCCUAAUGAAUGAUGAUCAGUAGGCCAAUUGCAUUGGUGGUCUUUGUGGUUAUACAGUAUGUACUGAACAAAAAUAUAAACGC